AUGUGUUAACAAGAAAUUGAAUCCUCUUUUUGUUCAGAGCAUAAGUUAAACAAUAAAAAAAAAGAAUAAAACUAAAAUAGAAUAACAAUCGAUUAGAUUCCAAAUGUAUAAAUGUUUAAUUUGAAAUUAUUAUAGAAAGUUUUACUAAAUUGUAAUUGCCAACUUUCUACAGAUCCAAAACAAACAAAAUGUUAAAGCAUCCCAAAGUGUAAAUAUUAAUUGAAGAAUGAGUUAAGCUAAUUACUCGAAAUUACCUUAUAUAAAUAAUUUAAUGAGAUAAGCCAAGGAGACUCAAGUAUUGAAGCUAUCGCAUAUAAAAAAUUAAUCAAUUUCAUAAGAGAUUAUAAUUCAAUGAAAGAUCAAAAUGAAUAAUUCAGGUUUAAACUCAAAAUAACCAAUAAAAGCCAAGAAAUACUAGAUUAAGAUAAAUAUUAUGAACCAUUAAUUGAGAAUUAUCCGAAAAUUGCAAUUGAAUUAGAGCAAUCUCCAGAAAAUUAUUCAGAUGAUAGUUUUAUAAAAAUUGCUAUUAGUCUAUAAAAUUAAUUAGAUUAGGUAUCAUAUAUUAAAUACACUAGAUUCUGGAUGGAGAAGAAACUUUUUUUUUUUUUUUUUUGAAUUAAGGGAUCGAUUUCUCAAUUCAGUAAUCUAUUUAAUUUUUGCAGAAAGCAAAUUAAAGAGAAAUGGAGACUUAUUGCUAAUAAACCUAGGGUAGUACAUAUAGAUAUAAAGUAAAGAGUGAUGCUUAUAAAAUAAGUUUAAUCUCUAUUCAAAAAAAUAGAUUGGAUUUUGAACCUUUGAAGAAAGACAAUCUAUAAUUUUUAACCUUUUACCUUAAUGAAAAAAAAAUAGAAACAUAAUAAAGUCACAAUACAAGUGAUAUUAGUUACAAUAUUCCUAUUGAGAAUUCAUUAGAAUCAAUAAAAGUAGCUUUAAAGUAUUUUGUAAAGGAAAAAUUAAAAGAAUUUUAGCCGCGUAUAAUAAUUUUUUUUUUUGAAAUUUCCAGCAAUUUAAUUAUAGAUCCAUAUGUGUUUUAUGAUUUAGUUAAAUCAUUUCAUAAAAUUACUUAAGGAAAAUUAAUAAUAAUACCAAAAAUUGAUCCAGAUAUUAUAUCUAAUUAAAGUAAGGCAAUUUAAAAGUAUAUUGAAUGCACAAAUUAUUGUUUUUUGGGAUGUCUAAAAAAUUUGCCAAAAAAAAAAUUAAAUUAAGAUAGAAUAAUAGAAUAUUAUGAAAAAUUAUACCCUUAUUUUGUUGAAAAAAACAUGAAAUAAAAAAAAGAAUUUUAUUAAAGAUAAUUAACGGCGCUUUAAAUUCAAAAACCAAGAGUUAUUGAAAAAUAAUCUAGAUAAAAUCUACAUAGAGAAUUUCCGCUGAUUGAUAAGGAUGGAAGUUUAGCAUUUUUAGAUUUAGAAUAAGAUUUUGACAUGGAUUAAAAUUAAUAUUUUGUAGAAUACAGCUAAAAUCAAAAUGAAGAAUAUGAUGGAUUUUUAAUAUUGAUUGAGACCAAUAGAAUUUAAGUAAUUUAUUUCUGUGAAAAAAAAAUAGAAUAAAUUAAAAAUUCUAGACAAUAAAAUAAUUAAAAACUCUAAAUAGUUAAAAGGAAGCAAUUUUCAUUACCUAAAUAUUUUAAUGGUGUAUAUUUUUUCGAUGCUGAAUAAAAUGCUUUAAUAUAUUUUUUUGGUUUCACUGAAAAUGAAGAAUUCAGAAGUGAAAUUUAAUUUCUGGAAAUAUAAAAUUAUUAGCCUGAAUGGGAAAUUGUUUAAUUUUAAAAUUAUAAUAAAAGAAUAGAUGAUGGUUCUUAUUAUGAUUACAAAUAAAUAAUUAAAUUAAUUAGUAGAAGAAAAUAAUUUUCGGUCACAAAAAAUAGAAUCGAUGGUUUUAGUAAUUAGGAUAAGAAUACUUAUGUUUGUAUAGGAGGGACAUUUUUUGAUGAUAAUUGCAAUUAUGGAUGCAUUAUAUAGGAAGUAGUUAUUGCAUUUAAAUUAAAAGUUUAUUAUACUAAAAUAGUGGAGAAAUCAAAAAUUGAUAAAUUUUACAAAGAAUGCCCAAACGCAUUGUUAAUUAGAAUGAAUGAUGCAUUUGUUCUAUAUUUUGAAAAAAAUGGAAAUUUGAACACUAAUAAUAUAAAUCCCUCUAUAACAAAAAUAUGUUUUUGGAAAUCAAGGUAACAUUUAAUUCAAACUAUAAAAAUUAAUUUUAAAGACACUCAAUCUUAACAUUUGUUUUUAAAAUUCCACUAAUAAUUUUUAUCUAAUUAAAGAAAUAUAAGAUUGUGUCAAAUUAAUUAAUAAAUUGAAAAUAUGUUACAUUUUAGAGUACUGAUAGAGGAUAAGACAAUAUUAAAAUAACCCCCUUUAAGUGAAAAUAAAAUACAUCUUAGAAAAUUCUUUAUUCUUACAACCACAUUUUUUUCUUUGAAAAAUGAUAUUCAUAUAGAUUGCAAAUAAUUUUUAGUCAAUUUUCAUCCUUUUUUAAAAACAAUUUAGGAUAUUUAAUCAGAACCUUAAUAGGAAUUAUUUUAAGAUGUAAAAAUUUUUAAAAAUUUAGUUAGUAGAAAAUUUAAAAAAUACUUUCAUUUUCCAUUAUAAAGAAUGUGAUCAUUAAUAUAUCUUAUGUUAUGUAGAUUCGACCAAAAAAGUAGAAUUUAAAAGAUUUGUUUUCUAUGAUCCUAAAACAUAAGAAAAUGACGAUUUUAGAGAUUAUUAAGAAAUUGUAUAUUAGGAUUGGGCAUAUUCUAAGAUAUAUGUAAUAAGAAAAUAAAUUACAUUUACUGAUUGCAAUUUAAUUAUAUAUGAAUGGUAAUUUAUUAUAAAUUAUAUUUAGCCACAAUAUAAAUUUUUAAGAUGCAAAAGAAUUAACAGAUGACAUUUUACACUAAAUUCCAAUUCAACAAUUAUAUAAAAUAUCUGAUUUCAAAAGUUCCUAUUAAUUGAUUGGCUUUCAUGUUGAAAUAAAAGAAAAUGAAAGCUUUGAAGGAGUAAUUUUAACAAAUAAAAAUUGGUAUUAAGUAGUUAAUCAAAAAAAAAAGAUAAGCCAUACAUAAAAUAAACAUAGUAAAGCAUUAAACGUUAAUACACAAUAAAAAUUUGUAUUUCUUAAGAUCAAGUAAUCAUAUUAUCUUUUUUAUAAACGAUUAUAAUUUUAAUAAGCAAGUGUAAAUAAGGUUUCUUAAAAUAUUGUUGAACUAAAAUAUUUGUUUUUAGAUUCAAAUCUUUAAUUUGUUACUGGAAANAAUUUGAACACUAAUAAUAUAAAUCCCUCUAUAACAAAAAUAUGUUUUUGGAAAUCAAGGUAACAUUUAAUUCAAACUAUAAAAAUUAAUUUUAAAGACACUCAAUCUUAACAUUUGUUUUUAAAAUUCCACUAAUAAUUUUUAUCUAAUUAAAGAAAUAUAAGAUUGUGUCAAAUUAAUUAAUAAAUUGAAAAUAUGUUACAUUUUAGAGUACUGAUAGAGGAUAAGACAAUAUUAAAAUAACCCCCUUUAAGUGAAAAUAAAAUACAUCUUAGAAAAUUCUUUAUUCUUACAACCACAUUUUUUUCUUUGAAAAAUGAUAUUCAUAUAGAUUGCAAAUAAUUUUUAGUCAAUUUUCAUCCUUUUUUAAAAACAAUUUAGGAUAUUUAAUCAGAACCUUAAUAGGAAUUAUUUUAAGAUGUAAAAAUUUUUAAAAAUUUAGUUAGUAGAAAAUUUAAAAAAUACUUUCAUUUUCCAUUAUAAAGAAUGUGAUCAUUAAUAUAUCUUAUGUUAUGUAGAUUCGACCAAAAAAGUAGAAUUUAAAAGAUUUGUUUUCUAUGAUCCUAAAACAUAAGAAAAUGACGAUUUUAGAGAUUAUUAAGAAAUUGUAUAUUAGGAUUGGGCAUAUUCUAAGAUAUAUGUAAUAAGAAAAUAAAUUACAUUUACUGAUUGCAAUUUAAUUAUAUAUGAAUGGUAAUUUAUUAUAAAUUAUAUUUAGCCACAAUAUAAAUUUUUAAGAUGCAAAAGAAUUAACAGAUGACAUUUUACACUAAAUUCCAAUUCAACAAUUAUAUAAAAUAUCUGAUUUCAAAAGUUCCUAUUAAUUGAUUGGCUUUCAUGUUGAAAUAAAAGAAAAUGAAAGCUUUGAAGGAGUAAUUUUAACAAAUAAAAAUUGGUAUUAAGUAGUUAAUCAAAAAAAAAAGAUAAGCCAUACAUAAAAUAAACAUAGUAAAGCAUUAAACGUUAAUACACAAUAAAAAUUUGUAUUUCUUAAGAUCAAGUAAUCAUAUUAUCUUUUUUAUAAACGAUUAUAAUUUUAAUAAGCAAGUGUAAAUAAGGUUUCUUAAAAUAUUGUUGAACUAAAAUAUUUGUUUUUAGAUUCAAAUCUUUAAUUUGUUACUGGAAAUACACUUGCAUAUUCAUUUGAUGAACCUUUACCGAUAUUGGGUCUGUAUGAUGGUUUUAUAAACAACAUUAAAUCUUUUGAAAACUUAAUUGAAAUACAAAUUUUGAUAAACUAAAACAAUGUUAUUUUCAAAUCUUAAAUCUUUUGUCAAGUUAAUUUAGAAACAAACCAAUUAGAUUUGCUUAAUGAGAAUUCAUAAAUUACUCAAAAGAAAGAAGGAUUUGCUAUGUUUCCUUUAAUCUAAUCAAACAGAAAAAAAGGAGAUUAUAUAGUUAAAUAAUCAAAGGAUUUAGCAGAAUUUUGUGGGGAAUGAAUGAUUUAAAUAUCACCUAUUAUAAUUAAGUCUAUCAGAG
This is a messenger RNA of Paramecium sonneborni, 4708 nucleotides long. The record is from the annotation of a GenBank genome assembly. NCBI's taxonomy places the organism in Eukaryota, Ciliophora, Oligohymenophorea, Peniculida, Parameciidae.